Molecule: messenger RNA, 1959 nt
Organism: Thermochaetoides thermophila DSM 1495
Lineage: Eukaryota; Fungi; Ascomycota; Sordariomycetes; Sordariales; Chaetomiaceae
Exons: 3
Coding region: 1-1959 (652 amino acids)
Source: RefSeq, a predicted model, not a curated record
AUGAACAUACCGAAAUGGCUCUCGUUUGGGCACCUCAAUGGAUUCUUCACUGGGCUCAAAGCUCUGGUGUCACCCAGAGAGUAUAGACCUGAAUAUCCUAUAUCAUCUGAAGAACGAGCAGAUUUCCCCUUCACCGUCACAUAUACCGGCUUACCUACUCCUACGCCAUACAACCCUUUCCCGGCAUAUGAUUCGGUGGACUACACGCUGCGGUACCAUGAAGUCGAAAAAUGCUUCCUGGAUAAAGAUGGCAAGGUCCCUGUCCCCUCGAUCUACGCUUACCCGGGUGUUGUACAAGGCCAACCCCGACAUAUCAUCGGUUCGUACGAAGUUUUGGGCUUCAGGGAUGAUGUCUGCUUUGAUAGAUUUGGAAGGUUUGGACCCUAUGGCUUAGGUUACACCAUAGAGGAGGGAGGUUUCGGAGCUGGCCUUGACACUGAGAACGAAGGAAGUGAGGUAGUAUGGGAAAGUACGGGCAAGAUUGACUACAGCGCAGUCGACUGGGGAGACGCACAAACUCGAUGUCAUCAAGCGAACCAGCACCGUUUCCACGACGCGAUCGAGCAUGGCGAGCAUCUACCAAGCUUUUCAAAUGAGCCGUCAGACCUACCACGCUCUCCACGGCCUUCAUCUUCCCAACUCACCGAAAGAGAAACACUACCACGAACAGCAAUUGUCAUUAGGGCAUAUACUGGAUACUUGUGGACGGCACAUGCAGUCCUCAACGUUCGCGCCAUGAUUUCAGAAGCAGCACUUAGCUCAGGGGCGGAGUAUUCAGUUCACAUAUUGCUUCACGUCCGAGAUGAUCACGAGCCCAUCUGGGCGGACCCAGAUACGGUGCAGGAGAUUUUAGAUCGGUUCGUGCCGCCAGAAUUCCAUGAUAUUUGUACGCUCUGGUCAGAGGCGCAGAUGCGUGUUAUCUAUCCGGUGCGGUUCGGUCCAAGUUUUCGUAACCCUAGCGGAACGGACAUCCAUGGGGAGCUGGAUAUGCGAUGGCUCGGACACUACUACGAGCUCUUUGACCGACUUGACCGCUGGUCGCGCCAGCAAACGAGGAUCGAAAUGUGGGAGCGCGCUGCGAAGUACUACAUCCCUGCCUACCAUGGGAGCUGGGUCAACUUUACUCGUCUCGUGCACAACGAAACAAUAAACAGCGGCCAGGUUCCUAUCUUUGGGUCUGUUGAAUUCCCUGGCCGCAUACCGACUCGUUCGGAGGCCCUUGGAAACACCUUUCUACCACCAUCUUGCGAACCUUCGGCCUUGCAGCCCGAUCCCGACCCCGUUCUCUCCCGUUGCGGCGUUGGCGAACCUGCAGAUCUCAUCACCUUAAAUCCCCUCUUCGACCCGGAUGCCUCCGGCUGGGUCUUUGAAGCCGAUGUGACUGGCUAUCCUCUUGACCUACCCAUACCUCCACGACGGACGUCCAUCGUGACAGCUUCGCGCCUUAGCCGCCGGCUGCUGUCUGUCAUGCACGAAGAAACCUUCCGGCAUGGCCAUGCCAUGUUCGUGGAGAUGUUUCCCGCCUCCGUAGCUUUGCAUCACGGGCUGAAGGCCGUGUAUGCGCCACAUCCAGUGUAUGUUGAUCGUGCGUGGGAUGUGGCGUCUGUGGAUCAGGCAUUUAAUGGUGGAAGGGGGAAGACCACAUCAGGGCCCGGGAGUCCGUUUGGACUGAGGAAUGAGCAUAAUCAUAAGGGGACGACAUGGUACUAUCAUAGCGAGUUUGCGGGGCUGUUGUGGAGGAGGUGGUUGGGGUACGCGCAAGUGGAUGGCAGGGUGUGGACGACCGAGGUCUAUGAAGAUGGUGAUGAUGGCGGUUUAGGAGGGAGCAGGAACCGUGGCGGCGGUGAGCUCCGUGGUGGAAUUGGGGAGGAGAGCAGGCCGGGGAGCACAGGGAGGAUGUGUUUGAGGAGUAUGUUGUUGCAUCCGAUCAAGUGGGAACAUCCGAAUGACCCGAUGUAA